Paraglomus occultum is the source of this 946-nucleotide messenger RNA. The record is from the annotation of a GenBank genome assembly. Lineage: Eukaryota; Fungi; Glomeromycota; Glomeromycetes; Paraglomerales; Paraglomeraceae.
AGUUCGGGCUCUUGAAAACAGUUCUUCAGUGUAUGAAGACACUGAUAAUCUUCAAUGCUUUGAGUUUGUCCCCUUUAUUAGUAAUGGCUUUACGUAUCCAGAUGGCACAGGGCUCAUGCAAUUGACUCGUUUUGAUAAUGCUACGUUUCAAACCGAAAAUAAUUUGUAUAUUCGUCUGCUACAUCCAAAUGGCACGUUGACCAAAUUCACUGUGCCAACGUACAAUUCUACUAAAUACCGACCGCAAGCUUUCCCACUUAAUGACGGAUAUGUGUUAGUAAUGCAGGCAAAUGACGACCAAAUUAUACAUGGAAUGUUGGUUAAUUGGAGUGGCCAGAUAUUACAAAGCGAUGUGAUGCUUACCGAUGGCCCUAUCGACAACGCUUCCAGGCUUAGACUACUCGUAAAGGCUAAUGUCGAUCCAGACAAGGACUUUCUUGUAACGAUAGGAUUUCAGUGGAAAAUUUUUAGCGCACCCGAUAUCACGGGACAAAUAACACAAUUGUACAAAGGCAGUAUCACGAGACAUGAUGGCAACUGGCUGGGGGAUUACUCAAUUUUCCCUACCACGGAAGGCGGUUAUGGCAUAGCCGUUUUAGAAAAAUUACUUUUUGGUCAAGUUAAAGAUCCACUCGUCUCUAAAUUAUUCCACUAUUCUCCGCAAUGGUUUUUAUAUGUUAGAUUCUGGCAACCUGAUACUUUACAAUUCGACACGCCUCAUUUAGUCUGGCAGAACCCCAUCCCAUACUAUUCCAUUCAGAUAGAAGGGUGCGAAGUGGCCGCUGAGGGGACAGGAUAUUUUUGUAUUCUAGAAGUUCCUAAUACCCGUGAUUAUGUGAGAGUGGGAUUUCUAUCUAGUGGUUCUGUAACUGACGUCAACGUGAUAUCAGAUGAUACAGAGAACAUUGAAAAGAUUAUAAAUGGAAUACGACCGCUGCCUUGCUAA